Molecule: messenger RNA, 1361 nt
Organism: Protobothrops mucrosquamatus (brown spotted pit viper)
Lineage: Eukaryota; Metazoa; Chordata; Lepidosauria; Squamata; Viperidae
Gene: DLX5
Product: distal-less homeobox 5
Exons: 3
Coding region: 77-952 (291 amino acids)
Biological process (GO): regulation of transcription by RNA polymerase II; cell differentiation; embryo development
Molecular function (GO): DNA-binding transcription factor activity, RNA polymerase II-specific; RNA polymerase II cis-regulatory region sequence-specific DNA binding
Source: RefSeq, a predicted model, not a curated record
CUCCCCCCGCCAUGGCUGCCUAGAAGACCUAGCCGCACGCACGCCGCUUGCCUGCCAUCCUGCCUGCCAGCCAACUAUGACAGGGGUCUUUGACAGAAGAGUGCCCACCAUCCGAUCCAGCGAUUUCCAGUCCCCCUUUCCGAGCAGCGCAACGGCCGCCACCAUGCACCACCCGCCCCAAGAGUCGCCCACUUUACCCGAGUCUUCGGCAACGGACCCCGACUUCUACAGCUCGCCAGGAAGCGCCCCGCACGGCUACGCUUCGCCUUCCUCGGCAUCCUACGGCAAAGCGCUCCAUCCUUACCAGUACCCCUACCAGGGCAUGAGUGGAACCGCCGCCAACUAUCCCGCCAAAGCCUACGCCGAGUACAGCUACGCCAGCCCCUACCAUCAAUACAGCGGGUCUUACCCUAGGGCCCCGAGUACUGCCAGCCAGCCAGAAAAAGAGGUGGCUGAACCCGAGGUGCGGAUGGUGAACGGCAAACCAAAGAAAGUGCGAAAGCCAAGGACUAUUUACUCGAGUUUUCAACUGGCAGCUUUACAACGGAGGUUCCAGAAAACCCAGUAUUUGGCUCUGCCCGAGAGAGCCGAGCUGGCCGCUUCUUUAGGCCUGACGCAGACUCAGGUGAAAAUCUGGUUCCAGAACAAAAGGUCCAAGAUCAAGAAGAUUAUGAAAAAUGGAGAGAUGCCUCCGGAACACAGUCCCAGCGCCAGCGACCCGAUGGCUUGCAACUCUCCACAGUCCCCCGCCGUGUGGGAGUCGCAGGGCACGGCCAGAUCUCUUAGCCACCACGCUCACGCUCACGGGGCAACUUCCAACCCGUCGCCCGCAUCCACCUACCUGGAGAACUCCUCUUCCUGGUAUUCCGGGGCAAACGCCCUGAAUGGCCACCUGCAGCCCCACGGCUCCCUCCAGCAUUCCUUAGUGUUGGCUUCCGGGACAAUCUAUUAGAACGGGCGAUCCUUUUUUUUAAAAAAAAAACCCCAUCAUUCCUUCCUUUUUUGUUUUGGACUCAAUUGCUUUUGUUCAUGAAGGGAAAUAAUAAUAAUAAUUAAUAAUAAUAAUAAUAAUAUUAAAACAGGGGAACUUCUCUUUAAGGAAACUAUAACAGGAUGAAAUGUGUAAAGCUUGUGCAUGUAAUUUAUUGCAUUUCAAAGGAAACUCACCCUCCCUCAUUGCUUUUGUUACGUUUUCUUUUAUUGUUCAAGAGGGCUGGAAUUGCGUUUUGUUCUCAGCAGCCUGGACACUUUCAAAGGUGCCUUGAAAUCUUAUGACCUCAACUUUUUUCAAGAGACUUUUUUCUCAAUGUCAUUUUAAUCCUGUACAUAUUUGUAGAUAGAGGAAUUAAACUGUAUAUUCU